UGCUGAAUGAGUGCUCUGUGUGGACUGAGUCAUUAAAAAUCUGUGGAAUAGUCAACCAUGGCUGCACAAAAAUAAAUAUACAGCUGACUAAGGAACUUUCAAAUGCUUGAGCAGGCAUGGAGGAUAAAACACUGAAAUCAACCAGUCUUUUGACAAUGCCAGGAUUUAAAUGAGGGCCUUCAUGGGAGCAUGCCAAAAGCAAGAUCUGUUUCUUGGAUGCAUCCCAAAAGCUCCCCAGAUAUCUGAUGUCAAGCAACUAUUCCUGUGGACUCCCAGCAGAAAAUGCAACAUUCAGCAGAAAAAUGGCUUGUUCUCUUCCCUGGUUCUCUGCACACCCAGUUUCUGGUAUUCCUGAGAAAUUACCUUCUGUUUUCCUUCAGUUUUAUUGCCCUCUGAACUUGCCAGAAAUUACUUUACGAAGUUCUACACUGACUGGUUUUUAUGUUGUUACUUCAGCCUUUGCUGUAGUGCUCCUGCUGCUUAACUGUGAUGAAAAUUUCAGACCCUUCAACUCAAGUCUUGAUAGAUAAAGGUUGUUGUGUAUCAUCCAUCAAAUUCCAGUUUUUACCAAACUUACGCCCACUGAAUCACUAAGGCUGCAGAUCCUGAAUUGUGAACUUUCAUCAAAAGUAGACAUUCCAAGCCAGCUUUCCAUUGGGUGGAGUGCCUCUGUUGCAAUAGUUUGUCUGGCCUGGCUUCACAACAGGAAGUUGCCUGGAAAGAGAAGCUGCUUAGACGCUGCAAAUAUUUCUCAUCUUGAGGUGUCUGUGUUUGUGAUCUCAAAUGACUCCAGAACUUGCAGAGACUACUUUAAAUCAAUUCAAGCGCAGAAGGCAGAGGGCGGUGGAUCACUCUGCUGAGGACUGGAGUGCCUGGAAGCCGAAGGAGCACUCAGCCUUGUAGCCGACCAGCAGCUCAGCAUGAGCCCGGGGAUACAGAAGGUUGAAGCUUUGGAUGAGGGCCAUUUGGUCUGCGUGCAGUGGGAGGAUGGAAGUGAGAGCAACUACCCCUGUGUCUGGCUGAGGGACAAUUGCCAGUGUCCCCUCUGCUUCCUGCCCUCCGCUGGAGCACGCAGGCUGCUCUUCGAGGACCUGGAUGUGAACAUCGUGGUGAAGCAGGUUGCUCUGGCAGAUAGCAAAAAGGUCUCUAUUAUAUGGCCUGAUGAACACACAAGUGAAUAUGAAGCAGAGUGGUUGAAAAAACGAUGCUUCUCUGAAGAAGCCAGAGCUGUAAUGCGAGCAGAUUUGUUUUUACCAGAACGCCAGUACUGGGGCUCAGACCUUCAACUUCCCAAAAUACCUUUUGAAGAAAUCAUGUCCAAUGAUGAAAGUGCGUACAAAUGGUUGUGCAUGCUAAAGAAAGUAGGAAUUGUUCUACUGACAGGAGCUGCUACAAGGCAGGGAGAAUUGAUUAGACUUGGCCAUCGGAUUGGGUUCCUACGUCUCACAUUUUAUGGACCAACUUGGCAAGUGCAAGACAAAGCAGAUGCUAACAAUAUAGCUUAUACAACUGGGAGACUCUGUUUUCAUACUGAUUAUCCUGUUCUGCAGCAUCCACCUGGGGUUCAAUUUCUUCAUUGUAUAAAACAAACAGCUGCAGGAGGUGAAAGUGAAGUUGUAGAUGGAUUUUAUGUAUGCAACAAGCUGAAGAAACAAAAUCCUGAGUCAUAUCAGAUCCUGUCUUCUACUGCUGUAGACUAUGUUGAUGUUGGGGUGGAUUACUGUGAUUUUGCUGUGCAUGGUAAACAAAGGAUUAUAGAUACAGAUUCCAAAGGCCAAGAAAUUCGCAUCAAUUAUAAUAAUGCAACAAGAGACACAGUGUUUGAUAUACCAGCUGAAAAAGUGAGGCCAUUUUAUGCAGCUCUAAAGGAAUUUAAUGAUUUAUUAAACAGUGCAGAACACAAGUUUACUUUCAUGCUGAAACCAGGAGACAUACUGACAUUUGAUAACUGGCGUGUGCUUCAUGGUCGCCAAAGCUACCCAUCAUCAGGUUCAGAAGUGACACGUCACCUGGAAGGUGCCUAUGCAGACUGGGAUGUAGUCAUGUCAAGGCUCCGGCUCCUUAGGAAAAGGGUCCUGAAUAGGGACUGAGAUUUCUACUAACUUGAAGGAGCAAAAUGUUGAUUAUCUAACCUCAAUGACAACAGUGAUAUUAAAAAAAAAAGAGUCUUGAGAAACUAACAUCACUUUUGACAAGGGCUUGUUGUGGAACCAAGGUAAUGGCUUUAAACUGGCAGAGGGUAGGUUUUGAUUAGAUAUUAGGAAGACAUUCUUUACUGUGAGGGU
Catharus ustulatus (Swainson's thrush) is the source of this 2285-nucleotide messenger RNA. It is a transcript of the gene BBOX1, whose product is annotated as gamma-butyrobetaine hydroxylase 1. Lineage: Eukaryota; Metazoa; Chordata; Aves; Passeriformes; Turdidae. Gene Ontology annotation, cellular component: mitochondrion. The record is from RefSeq and is a predicted model, not a curated record. The transcript is spliced from 11 exons. Gene Ontology annotation, molecular function: gamma-butyrobetaine dioxygenase activity; iron ion binding. Gene Ontology annotation, biological process: carnitine biosynthetic process. The coding region runs from base 921 to 2090 and encodes 389 amino acids.